AUGUUAUUAGCUGGUCGAUUUAUGGGUACUCGACAAUACCUAUUGUGGUUUCUAAUUAUUGCAAGUUGGAAUCUUGCUAAUGCAUUUCCAACCACUGAGGAAAUUUCACCGAUAAAAAACUCGUUUGAGGAACUUCAAGGACGGUAUAGGCGUAGCGUAAAUGGAGACUCCAUUUGCGAUGCUCCUUGUACUUGUCAAUGCAGCUCAACUGGAGCACCACAAACAAGUGAAGUAACAUCAGUUGGCACAACCACAUCAACCACAUCAACAAUAAGUUCUACAACAACAACAUUAACAACAUCGACGUCGACAUCAACAACGACAUCCACCACCACGUCGACAUCAACAACGACAUCCACCUCCACGUCGACAUCAGCAACAAGUACUUCGACGACUAUACGAGUACCAGCACUACCAGUUCUACAACAAGCACUUCAACAACAAGUACUUCGACGACUAGCACGAGUACCAGCACUACCAGUUCUACAACAAGUACCUCGACGACUAGUACGAGUACCAGCACUACCAGUUCUACAACAAGUACUUCGACGACUAGUACCAGUACCAGCACUACCAGUUCUACAACAAGUACUUCCACGACUAAGUACAGCAUUUCAACAACUUAAUUUUUUAUAA
This is a messenger RNA of Rotaria socialis, 636 nucleotides long. Lineage: Eukaryota; Metazoa; Rotifera; Eurotatoria; Philodinida; Philodinidae. The record is from the annotation of a GenBank genome assembly.